CAAAAGUUUAGCUUUGCAGACUUCAAGUUUAAGAGCAUACUAAGUGGAAAAACGCUCCUAUGCGAAUUUCAUGGUGAAAUGAUUGCUUUGAAGAGUGUAGACUUAUCGAAGGCUCCAUCGUAUGUCCUGGAAGAAAUGCAAAAAGAAGUCGAGAUUUAUAAAGAUCUAGCUGAUAUUCAAGGCAAGUAUAUCCCAAAGCUGAUCUGUUAUGGAUAUUAUGGAAGAGGUAUGAGCUUCGUUAUCGGCAUGACCAUUGUCAGCACUUCGUUGAGCGAGCAAAAAAUAAAGAAACGGCAAAAGACAAGGGCUAUUAAGGGAUUAGAAGCGAUCCACAAGCAUGGCAUCCUCCACAAUGACAUUCGGUAGGAAAACAUCUUAAUUAAUGAUGAUGGUGGCGUCUAUCUGAUUGACUUCGGUAUGGCAAGUCGGGAGGACACAAAAAAGAAGAGAAAGCUUUUCGAGGAGGAACAGCUCAAAU
Messenger RNA from Rhizophagus irregularis DAOM 181602=DAOM 197198, 478 nucleotides. The record is from RefSeq and is a predicted model, not a curated record. Lineage: Eukaryota; Fungi; Glomeromycota; Glomeromycetes; Glomerales; Glomeraceae.